Molecule: messenger RNA, 1182 nt
Organism: Pan troglodytes (chimpanzee)
Lineage: Eukaryota; Metazoa; Chordata; Mammalia; Primates; Hominidae
Product: putative elongation factor 1-alpha-like 3
Exons: 2
Coding region: 30-1139 (369 amino acids)
Molecular function (GO): GTP binding; GTPase activity
Source: RefSeq, a predicted model, not a curated record
UGCCAGGUUUUGAUCUGCUAACACCUGUAAUGACUACUGUAUCCAUUAAGAACGUGAUUACAGGGACAUCUCAGGUUGACUGUGCUGUCCUGAUUGUUGCUGCUGGUGUUGGUGAAUUUGAAGCUGGUAUCUCCAAGAAUGGGCAGACCAGUGAGCAUGCCCUUCUGGCUUACACACUGGAUGUGAAACAACUAAUUGUUGGUGUUAACAAAAUGGAUUCCACUGAGCCACCCUGCAGCCAGAAGAGAUAUGAGGAAAUCAUUAAGGAAGUCAGCACUUACAUUAAGAAAAUUGGCUACAACCCCAACACAGUAGCAUUUGUGCCAAUUUCUGGUUGGAAUGAUGACAACAUGCUGGAGCCAACUGCUAACGUGCCUUCGUUCAAGGGAUGGAAAGUCACCUGUAAAGAUGGCAAUGCCAGUGGAACCACGCUGCUUGAGGCUCUGGACUACAUCCUACCACCAUCUGGUCCAACUGACAAGCCCUUGCGCCUGCCUCUCCAGGAUGUCCACAAAAUUGGUGGCAUUGGUACUGUACUUGGUGGUCAAGUGAAGACUGGUGUUCUCAAACCCGGUACGGUGGUCACCUUUGCUGCAGUCGAUGUUACAACUGAAAUAAAGUCUGUUGAAAUGCACCAGGAAGCUUUGAGUGAAAUAAAUCCUGGGAACAACGUGGGCUUCAAUAUCAAGAAUGUGUCUGUCAAGGAUGUUCGUUGUGGCAACAUUGCUGGUGACAGCAAAAAUGGCCCACCAAUGAAAGCAGCCAGCAUCACUGCUCAGGUGAUCAUCCUGAACCAUCCAGGCCAAAUCAGGGCUGGCUAUACUCCUGUACUGGAUUGCCACAUGGCUCACACUGCAUGCAAGUUUGCUGUACUGAAGGAAAAGAUUGAUCACCGUUCUGGUAAGAAGCUGGAAGAUGGCUCUAAAUUCUUGAAGUCCGGUGAUGCUGCCAUCAUUGAUAUGGUUCCUGGCAACCUCAUGUGUAUUGAGAGCUUCUCAGACUAUCCUCCUCUGGGUCACGUUGGUGUUUGUGAUAUGAGACAGACAGUUGCUGUGGGUGUCAUCAAGGCAGUGGACCAGAAGGCUGCUGAAGCUGGCAAGGUCACCAAGUCUACCCAGAAAGCUCAGAAGGCUAAAUGAAUAUUAUCCCUAAUACCUGCCACCCCAGUCUUAAUCAGUGGUG